GCCGUUGCAGGAGUUGACUAUUUUCGAUGCUGCUGCAACGGAGAAUUUUAAAUGAUUGUAUUAAAUUACUGAAAUUAUUUAACAGUUGAUAAUGUAGUUUAACAGUUUCGACAUAUAUAUUUAUGUUACCUAUGCAAUUUAAUUGAUUAAUUCUAUAAAUAAUUGGUUUUAUCUUGAUCGCGAUAAAAAAUAAUUUCCACACAAAAGUCAUAUGUGUAAUUAAUAAAAUGUACAAUGAGAGCUGUAGUAUUGAUCGUAAUAAAUUAUUAAACUUAACCUAAUAAUUUAUAAGUAAAUAAAUAAAAAUAAAUAAACAGACAAUGAAUUUUCUGGAACGAUGUCCGGGUAUGUACUGUGGCCGCGAGCUACUUUUUGAUGGAAAUUGGACUGACUGCGGUGCUUGUCCACGAGGAUUCCGUACCAAUUCAUCAUCAGCAUGUGUACCCUGUGAUGACAUGCUCAUUUUUUAUGACUGGCUGUACUUGGGAUUCAUGGCAUUGCUUGCACUAGUGUUGCACUGGUUCUGCAUUGACAUGGUGGCACUGAGACGUAACAUACCCCUAGAAGUAAUUGUUAUUCACUUGUCAGCUCUCUUUGAAAUCACAUGUGCGUCACUGAUUACCCUACAAGUGACUAAUCCUGUUGGAUCAUAUCAAGUAAAAUCAUGCAGGGCCAGAAAAUUAUCUGACUGGUACACUUUGCUACACAACCCGACUCCAAAUUAUGAGACUUCGCUGCACUGUACUCAGGAAGCUGUCUACCCACUGUAUACAAUGGUUUUUAUUUUCUACUCCCUCAGUGUAACCAUCAUGUUGUUGGUAAGACCUUUGCUCGUAAGAAGAUAUUUACCUAAACAAGGUAAAUAUUCUAUUUAUGCUGCUCUGUAUUUUUUUCCCGUCCUCACAUUACUGCACGCGGUUGGAGGCGGAUUGAUAUACUACUCGUUCCCGUACAUUAUAAUUAUUUUAUCAGUCUUAUCAAAUGCAGCACAUUUUGCGUUUAAAUUAAACCAGACAAUGAAAUCAUUAUUAUUAAGUUCAGUGUCAGAUGUCAGAAAUGUUAUUGUAAUUCUUGGACACUGGCUGUUACAUGGAUACGGAAUAAUGUCAGUUGCAACAUUACGCGGUGUAAAUAUCCAUCCCUCGAUGCUUCUUCUGGUACCUCUGCCAGCGUUUUUUUACAUACUUACCGCGAGGUUUACUGAUCCGCAUAAACUUCAUGCUGAAUAAUUUACGAGUACUAAUUACAAUACAGGGACGGAAAGAAGAAAAAUUUCCUAUGGCUCCUUGGACCAACACCUGUACGUCGUAUUUAUAUAAAAAAAGGCUGACAAAAAAAAAAUUUAUGUCAUCCUUUGAAAAGACAUCUCUAAGCGUCUCAGUGCUACUUGGGAAUAUAGAGUAUUUGUUAUUUUGUUUUUUAAAUUAAAUAGAAAAAAAAAUACAAUUUUUAUAUUGAUGCUGUGAUUAACGUUUUAUUAAUAUUUCGGCUAAUUAAAUAUACUUAAGCCUCACACAAUUGAGUAAAUGCAUUCUUAAUGUCGCAGUAUUAUUUAUUAAUUUCAAAUUAAUCCUUCUUCACUGGUACAAACAUCAGUACCAAAGUACUCUUCGUAGCCAUUGGAAUUUUAUUUGAGAAAUACGUUCUAAAAAAAAUAAAAAAGUGUUUACUAUUUCAUUAAUUUUUGUUACUUUGUAAAUAAAUAUACAAACAGAUCAUUGA
Microplitis mediator is the source of this 1722-nucleotide messenger RNA. RefSeq names its product JNK1/MAPK8-associated membrane protein. Bases 321 to 1229 code for a protein of 302 amino acids. The record is from RefSeq and is a predicted model, not a curated record. Gene Ontology annotation, molecular function: ubiquitin protein ligase binding. The transcript has 5 exons. Lineage: Eukaryota; Metazoa; Arthropoda; Insecta; Hymenoptera; Braconidae. Gene Ontology annotation, cellular component: membrane. Gene Ontology annotation, biological process: response to unfolded protein.